UGAUUAAGGGCUGAAGGUUGUAGCCAAAGUCCAGAUCAACCCCCUAUUGUUUUUAAAUUACGAAACUGCUCUCCUAUUGAAGUUUAUUGAUCUCUUGCUUGAAUGAAACUGCACUCGUCCAUCUCUAAUCUCUGGGAAAGCUGGGUUAUGUACAACUUGUGUCAGUAGAGUGCAGAAGUUUAAAAUUUUCAUCACUUUGCCCCCUAAAACUCGUCUCAACUGAGCAAACAAUGUCUCUAAUUGCCAGCUUCAUCCGCCACAACACCAGCAAACUGGUGCCGAAGCUCAGCCAGAGUGCCCCAAAGUUCCACUCUUUGGUGACGCGCGAGGCAGCGCCCCUUAACCCGGGGGGGCUUUUCAACAUUCUGAGCCGCUCGGCAAUCAGGGUGCACUUCCCCAGACCGUCAGAGCGGAAGAGGGUGCAGCGGCACGGAUGGAAAACCCGAAUGAGCACGGCAGAUGGGCGCCGAACCCUGAUGAAUCGCAUAUUGAAGGGCCGAUGGGUCAUUUCGCAUUAGCCCGAAUUGGCUGGUGGCUGUAGUUAGUGGAAAUAGAGAUCCACAGAGUGAAUUUGCGCCUGCACAUGGAGUCAAUUGCUGCCCAUUUUGGUAAAUAUUCCCUCAAUUAAAUUGGUUAUAUGAAUUAUUUUGUGCAUCCAUCGCUGAAAACAGAGGCUGUUUAAAAGUU
This is a messenger RNA of Dendroctonus ponderosae (mountain pine beetle), 687 nucleotides long. RefSeq lists its product as uncharacterized. Gene Ontology annotation, biological process: translation. The transcript has 3 exons. Gene Ontology annotation, cellular component: ribosome; mitochondrial large ribosomal subunit. Lineage: Eukaryota; Metazoa; Arthropoda; Insecta; Coleoptera; Curculionidae. Bases 231 to 518 code for a protein of 95 amino acids. The record is from RefSeq and is a predicted model, not a curated record. Gene Ontology annotation, molecular function: structural constituent of ribosome.